Messenger RNA from Protopolystoma xenopodis, 876 nucleotides. NCBI's taxonomy places the organism in Eukaryota, Metazoa, Platyhelminthes, Monogenea, Polystomatidea, Polystomatidae. The record is from the annotation of a GenBank genome assembly.
AUGCACGCCAGGGGUAAUUGCCAUGUCAAGGCCUCGGAAUACGUGAAGUGCGAUACUGUAUCGCACGCAGCAGUCGGCUGUCAACCGGAGCCACCAUUACACAACACACACACAGACACACACAGACACACGCAUAGAGUCACAUCCAUGUACUCAUAUACUCAAAUCUCCGGCCUGAAUAUGACCAUUUCCAGUCGCUCGCCGUCUCCCCUCAACCCAUCUCGGUGGCCAGAGGUCAUCCGGCCUCGUGGUACCCCCUCGGACACACCGACCCUUGCUGCUCGUCCCGGCCGACCCCCUCUCAGACCCUCCGACCCUUGGGCUUGCCUGUCCGUCUGCCUGCUACCGAGGUUCGCCGGCCUCACUGGUACUCUCGGCAUCAGCAUCCAUCACAAAGCGACUCGCCUGCCUGUCGUGACUUCUUCUUCGAGGCCCACCUCACCGGACCGGUGCCCUGGGCCCCAUGACAGAGGACUGCGUCGUGCUACGUCCCCUUUCGGUCGACAAUCGCUUGGUUCAGGGUCUCGAGAACAAGCGCCUCUGAGGCAGCGCUACCCGCAUGAUGCUGGGGACGAUUGUGAAACGCGAUUCACAUGCCGGCCACUUUCUCUACUCCCCAGACUGCCUGCAUCUCUUCUGCAACUGCAUCUAAUGAAGUGGGUCGAGAUGGCGGUUGACUUAGGCCCCAGUUCACAACGCCAAAGGAGUGUGUUGAAUAGAGGACUCGAACGCCUGGCCACGUAUCCACCCGCAGGCCUAUUCGAGCCCGGAGGCAUUCACGUGGCUUCUCGGCCACGCGCCAACGGGGUCAGUCCAUCCGACGGACUCGCUCGGUCGCAUGCAACAAAUGUCAGGCAACUCCCCGCUCUGACGUAA